AUAUUUAUAUCUUUUUAUUAUUGAUAUAUUAUCUCAUUUUUAAUUGUAGCAACAAUAGAAAAGAAGAUAACUGGCUACAAGAUUUGAAGGAAAAGCCCUUCAAUUAGUCACCUCCGCUUUGCAGAUGAUUCCUUGUGUUUUGUCAAUCUAUGUCAGAAGAGGAACUUGUAGCGAUAUUAAUCGACUUAUCUGGGAGUUUUGGUGGGGACAACACAAUGAUGAAAGGAAAAUCUGUUGUGAAAGGAAGUCAAACUUCUUGGGCAUGGUCAAGCAUUUUAAAAGGAAGGGACAUUGUUCAACUCGGAGUAAGAUGGAACAUGGGCAAUGGUCAAGAUGUUCUGAUCUUUCAAGACAAAUGGAUCCCUGGAUUUAAGGUUGUUUCACCCCCUGGCACUUAUUCUCUAUUUUCUCAUGUUUGUGAGUUGCUUGAUGAUUAUGGGGAAUGGGAUAUUACUAAGUUAAAUGCAUGCUUCAGUAGUGAGGAAUGCCAAGAAAUUCUUAAAAUCCCUAUUGGGGCUGGUUUUGAUUCGCUGGUAUGGCACCUUGACAAAUAUGGGAGGUUUUCUAUUAAAAGUGCUUAUCUCCUUGCUUUUAAUACUAUUCAUGAACCUAGUAUGGAUAGUAAUAACAUGCCCCUUUCUCCUAUUGAAUGGAAGCACUUAUGGAAACUCAAAGUGCCCCCUAAGGUUAGAGUGUUUAUGUGGAGAGCCUUUCUUAACUCUUUACCUUCACUAGAUAAUUUAGUGAAAAGCAGAAUUGUGCAAGAGGUUAUUGCUUGUAUUUCAUGUAUGAUCCAAAAGUACUCUUCUCCAAACAAGAUGCAUUUGUUGGCUUCUCCCUCUAAAUCUUGGAUAGUUGGGAAAAAGAACCUUUCCUCUUGGUCCAAACCUCUACAAGGCACCCUCAAAGUGAAUGUAGAUGCUUCCUUCUCACAAAACCUAGGGUCUACAACUUUGGCCAUGGCCAUGGGCAACUUUGGCUUUGGCAAGACUUGGUUUUGUAUGGCCUUAUCUCCACUUAUGGCUAAGGGUACUGCUCUUCUUAAAGCUGUUAGGUUCAUGUUUGUUCCUAGGGACAACAAUUGGGUAGCAGAUUAGAUUGCCAGAUCCUCACUACAUGGCCACUGCCCCUCAUAUUGGGCACAUAGGCCUCCUAAUAUUUUACUUCACCUGCUAUCUGAGGAUGUAAAUUACACUUGGGCCCCGUUUGGUAUAGCGGUUUUGGGGUAACGGUUAGCGGUUUUACCUAAACCGCUAAAUAUAGGUGUUUGAUAAUU
This is a messenger RNA of Rubroshorea leprosula, 1276 nucleotides long. NCBI's taxonomy places the organism in Eukaryota, Viridiplantae, Streptophyta, Magnoliopsida, Malvales, Dipterocarpaceae. The record is from the annotation of a GenBank genome assembly.